UAACAAAUGUUUGCUUUGUAUGUUAUGAUGUCUUUUUAUUAUGAAAUGCAUAACUACUAAGCAAUAUAUUUUAUUACUAUCGUAAGAUUGACUGUUAAUUAAUUGUUAUUAUUGCCAUGGAUACAUAUUUAAAAUUAAAAACAUUUGUAACCUCUACGGCUCUAGCUGUCGGUUUCGCCGGUGCCACUUUGUUGAUAUUAAAAUAUAAACUGAGAAAAAGAAAUGCAGUCGAUGCUCUUAACUACUUAAUAAUUAGAAACGUGAUCACAGAAGAGUGCUGCGAUGAAGUUAUAAAUGAAUUACGCAGGAGAAUAAGACUCCAUAAAGCUGUCGGUUUUGAUUGUGAAUGGGUUACAAAUCAGGGCAGAAGACAACCUGUUGCUUUGGUUCAGCUCUCUUCUUAUGAUGGUUAUUGUGGUUUGUUCAGACUUAGCCACUUAAAGACUAUACCCAACUCUUUAAAGGAGCUUUUAGAAGACGAGAACAUAUUCAAAGUAGGUGUGGCACCAUUUGAUGAUGCUAAAUAUUUAUUAAGUGAUUAUUCAGUAUCAUUAAAGUCCACUUUGGAUCUACGGCACAUUGUAGAACUUGCCGGCCAUACUUCAGGUGGUUUAGCUUUCUUGGCUCAAUCUGAACUCAACAUUAUUUUAGACAAGAGUUGGAGGGUGCGUUGCAGUAACUGGGAAGUUGAUGAGUUAACACAAACACAAAUUAACUACGCAGCAGCUGAUGCUCAUGUCUCUAUUAAGAUCUUUGUUUACCUUAUAAAUAAGAAGUAUGGCUCAAUAUGGAGUUGGUUGAACCUUUCAAAUGAUAAUAAAGUUUGGAACAAUAUCAAUAAUAUUUGCUGGAAGUAUGCUGAUAUUGGUUUUAAAAAUAAACACACAUCUAAAUUGGGCAGUGAAAUGAAAAAAGAUAAGGAAGGUAAAUUAACGAAAGACUCUGUAGUAAGCAAACGAUAUCCGCACGCGACGCGGUCCAAGCCGCUGUACCACAAUUGUUUCUUAGUGGCACCAGAUGGAGAGUUGUUAUGCACUUGUGACACCAAAAAGGCUGAAUGGUACGUAGAUAAAGGAUUGGCAGAUGUGGUGAACGAGAAUCCGCUCACAGUACGUCUGCGUUUCGAGCCUUCGGGCCGUUCUGUGGGAGAGGUUGGCCGAUACUACCAACUUACUAAAGAAAACAAAUGCGUUGUUUGCGGCGGCGAUAACUCUUAUAUACGAAAAAAUGUCGUGCCCAGAGAAUACAGAAAAUAUUUUCCAGAAAUAAUGAAAGACCAUUCAUCGCACGAUGUGGUGCUGCUGUGCACGGGCUGCCACCAGCGCAGCAACAUGCGCGACCAGGCGGUGCGCGAGCGGCUCGCCGAGCAGUGCGGCGCGCCGCUCGCCGCGCACACCGACAACAAAUUCAAGGAGGACGCCGACUGCAAAAAAAUUCGUUCAGCCGCUCGCGCUCUGCUUUAUCAGUCGAGGAAGCAUGUUCUGCCAGAGGAGAGGAGGAACGAGCUGGAACAAAUUAUAUUACGUAACUUCCCCCAACAUGAACAAAUCACAGAGGAACUUCUGAAAAAGGUGGCGGACAUGCAAGUUGUGUUUGAGAAUAUAGACUACGAGUCGCACGGACAUAAAGUGGUGGAAUACUUCAUGAAGCAUGAGGGUCUGCUGCAGCUGGAGCGGCUUUGGCGGCAGCACUUCCUCACCUCCAUGCGACCGCGACACAUGCCGCAGCUCUGGUCGCUAGAUCACAACGAGCAGAGGUUAAAAAUACGGUUAGAAGAAGGUCGUCUUUCUGAUGAAGACGCAAAGCUGAUAGGACUUUAAAUGCUGUGAAUCAAGCUGACAUUAGUGACGACACAGUCAGGAACUGCGCAGUUGUAGUUAGCUGCUAGACUUCAAGCGGACGGAUCUAAGUUGGAGGAAAUGUUUAGUUACGUUUUGAUAUUUUUAGGGCUUCGCCUCGGUUUCGUGGCUGAAAGAGAGAGGCAAAGGGAACAUCAAGCUGGUCUCAGCAUCCCGCGGCGGUGACGCGGCGUAAACGUGA
This is a messenger RNA of Papilio machaon (common yellow swallowtail), 2040 nucleotides long. RefSeq names its product exonuclease 3'-5' domain-containing protein 2 (gene Exd2). The coding region runs from base 117 to 1820 and encodes 567 amino acids. Gene Ontology annotation, molecular function: nucleic acid binding; 3'-5' exonuclease activity. The transcript has 10 exons. Gene Ontology annotation, cellular component: cytoplasm; nucleus. Gene Ontology annotation, biological process: nucleobase-containing compound metabolic process. The record is from RefSeq and is a predicted model, not a curated record. NCBI's taxonomy places the organism in Eukaryota, Metazoa, Arthropoda, Insecta, Lepidoptera, Papilionidae.